AUGCGCAUUUUCUUUAUCCGCUCCAUAUAUCAAUGUUUGAGCGACCAGGGUGGCCUUCAGAGUGCAGAGGCUGCGGAUAUUGAGUUCGACAGUGACCAGAUCAACUGUGUUUGGUUCGACCUUUUUCGCAAGCUCCAUACGCACUUGAAGCAUGAUGACAUCAACGCUGUCUAUAAUCCUUUGCUCUUCUCUCAUGUCAAUGUGUUUGGAGGGCGUGUCAUGAAGACCUUUGGAAGACAGAAAGCCGUCUGGGAGAAGUAG
Messenger RNA from Clonostachys byssicola, 261 nucleotides. Lineage: Eukaryota; Fungi; Ascomycota; Sordariomycetes; Hypocreales; Bionectriaceae. The record is from the annotation of a GenBank genome assembly.